Ficedula albicollis (Collared flycatcher) is the source of this 3186-nucleotide messenger RNA. RefSeq names its product RCSD domain containing 1 (gene RCSD1). The record is from RefSeq and is a predicted model, not a curated record. Gene Ontology annotation, biological process: skeletal muscle contraction; protein localization to endosome; retrograde transport, endosome to Golgi. Bases 133 to 1356 code for a protein of 407 amino acids. Gene Ontology annotation, molecular function: retromer complex binding; actin filament binding; phosphatidylinositol phosphate binding. The transcript has 7 exons. Lineage: Eukaryota; Metazoa; Chordata; Aves; Passeriformes; Muscicapidae. Gene Ontology annotation, cellular component: WASH complex; early endosome.
UUCCCACCAGUGCCGAGUCAGUCGCGCAUCCCGGAACCCCCCGGCUCGCAGCCGGCCCGUUCUGCAGGUUCUGAACUCAGCAGCCGUCCCCUGGCAUCACCGCUCCUCGGUGUGCCUGAGGAGGUCUGUGCCAUGCUGGAAGGGUCCAAAAACCGCGUGGAUAUGGCACUUGAGGACAUGCUUCAAUGGCCAGCAGAGACCAACUCAGAGGUGGACAAGUCAGCACCACCCUCAGUGGCUCAGCUAGCAGGGAAGUUCAAAGAGCAAGCAGCCAAUAUCCCUGGAAAAGAGGUGCCACCACAUAAGCCAACUCGGAGGAAACCACCCUGCUCCCUUCCCUUGUAUUCCCACAAAACUGAGACAAGUGACAAUGAUGAGCAAAAGCGGUCACCAAAUGCUUGCCCCAUUCCCAAGGUCAAGGUGAAAAGCUCACCCAUGAUUGAAAAGCUGCAGGCCAAUCUGGCUUUUGCUCCAGCUGCUCUGCUGCCAGGAGUGUCUCCCAAAAGCCCUGGGAUGAAGGUCCUGGUUUCUCCAUUCAGCACGCCUCCUUCAACUCCCACCAGCCCAGGGACUCAGUCCCAGCCCAGCGAGACACCAGUCAGCUUUGAUCAGCCCCCAGAAAGCACUCAGCUGCAGUUCUACAACAAGGUGCGGACGCGAGGGUCGAUCAAGCGCAGGCCUCCCUCCCGCAGGUUCCGGAGAUCUCUGUCCGAGUACGGAGACGGGGAAGAUCUGGGGGUCAGCUUGUCCUCUCCAGAAAAUGGUGCCAGGGAAGAUGAGGUCUUUGGGCCCAAUGGCAAGACAGAGGUGGUGGAAACAAGGAGCAAAGAGGAAAAGAAAAAGUCAGGGUCUGAUGAGAAGCCGGCAUCAAGGACAGGAUCCAGCAGAUCAGAGGAUGAAGAAAAAGGUAGCAAAGAGCAGAAGAAACAGGCAGAGUCUGAUGAGAACCCCCCAUCAAGGAGAGAAUCCAGUAGAUCAGAAGAUGGGGAAAAAGGGGAAAAACAGGCAGAGGAAAUUACUCCUUGCAAGAAUAACACAGGGAGUACAAAGGAGGAGGAAGUGUGUCAUGAUGCCCCGGGAGAGAACUCUCCUCAGCCUCCCCCUGGAAACAAUGAGAUGUGUGACAGUCCCCAGGGAGAAGAGCAGCAAAGCACUGCCUGUGAACAAGGAAAGGGAGACAAGGAGAAGGAGGAAGCUGAAGCUGAAACAAAGGAGAGCAGUGAGAGCACAGACACACAGAAAACAUCAGACAGUGAAGAAGCAGCACUGGCAGCUGACCCACAGCAGGAUGCAGUGGGAUUAGGGACUGCCAGUGAGCCUUCAGUGUCAGUCACGCAGGACCAGGGCACAGCGUAGCUGUGACACCACAGGACAUACCCAAUCAGGGCAGAGGAGAUUUAACAUGUGGAUAGGAGCCACCUAACCAAAUCGAGAUGGAAACUACUGGAAAACCUUCAGUGGCAGGAGAGGAGCAGAAUGCAGAAAUCCCCUGAGGUCCAGACUCCUCACAGAACUGAGUGGCCACAUCAUAUUUUGGGACAGCUGGAAAAAGAUACUGUUUGCAAUCUCUUUCGAGUUCAAGACUCAAGUGUUGGCUGGCAUUCCUUGGUGAUAUCUGGGGACUAAGAGACCUGAUACUUGCUGUCCUGGAGCCAGCUGCCACCACCACUCAUGGUCCUCCUGCUCCAAAAUGUCUUUUUCUCCUCCCCUGCAUUGGUCUCAGAUGAAGUUCAUCAGUUACGUACAUACAUACACGUAUGGUGCCUUUUUGGUAGCUUCUUUUAAAGUACUUUGGGUUUUAAACAGUAUGUUUUCUCCAUAUGUGCUAUAUGGCAGACAAUGUGAGCCCUGAACAUGGGGAAAACUCCUGGAACAUUGAUCAUAAAAAUACAUAAAUAUAAAAUAUAAAAAUAAAAUCCCUUUGGAGUGGGGCUGAUCUGUGAAACAGCCACCUGUGGUAGGCUGGUAGGUCCUGCAUGCUUCAGCUUUGGGGUGCUUUCAGUGUGGUGGAAAAUGACAACCAGCAGAUUGUGUGCAAAGAAAAGAUGUGCUGAGUAGGUCAAUAGGGCAGGUUCUCUUAUCUGGCUCUGGGCUCCAUUCCAGAUUUAGAAGGGCUGCUUGUCCAUCAGUCUUUCUCACUUCCAAACUCUAUCCAGUCUGUGAUGAAACUUCUGGUGUGUGGCCACCAAGAGCCACUCAUUAUAGAAAGCAUCCCAGCUUCCUGGAAACAGCCAAUUAAUUUUGUGCAGGUCAAAGAAGAAGUCCUAGCUGGCUGAGUUUCCAAUGGAGUUGCCAGGCUGAAUUGGCCAAGCUCAGGCAGCCAGUCCCUCCAAAGUACUUAGGCACUGGACUAGAUUUGCAUUCACUCCUGGGCUACUAAAAGUCAUGGGCUAGCAGUCACUGUGAUUUUAAUCCGGACAGUUUUUGGGGAAGGUGGAUGUCAGAUCUCACUUGACCAGUUUCCUGACAGCAGUGCCUGAAGCUGUGUUGUCCACACGGAGCAAACUGUCCACCCUGUGACACGGACUGAGGCCACACUUGCUGAGAGCCAGCAGCACUUGCCCUCCUGAAUUACCGUGAGCAAACACGACCUGCCCACCCUUUUGAGCCAUGCUGUGGAGCACUGUUGCCUUUGAGUCCACUUUAAUCUGCUUGCUCUAGCUUGUGUUGCAGGGCAGGCUGCGAUCAUUGGCUGUCCCCCGUUUCUUCUCUCAGCAGUGUCCCAUGUGGAUGUGAGUGGUUGUGCCUUACUGAACAUACAGAUAUAUGUGUGCCUGUGUAAAGAACGUGUAUGUGUGUCCCCAGCACGGGAAUGGAAAUCCGAGGGAGAAACGGAAUAAAUAAAUGGUGGAAUGAAACCAAAACAAAAAUCCGCGUGUUUUCUUUCCUCCUGGGGAGAUGAAGAAGCCCAAGGAAGAAUGGACAGAACUGGUAACAGCAGGCAAAAAAGGGGUGAGAUUCCCACUGGCAUUAGGACUUCAAAAUUUAAAUUUAAUAUGAGAGAGCCACUACUGAGGAACAGGGAGGAAUAAGACUUUUUGAAAAAAGUCUGGGAUGCAGAGGCGAGGAAACAUGAGGAUGUCAGGAAGCAUUAGCAGGACAGAGCACAUCAGGGACAAGCGGGAUUCAAACUGUGAUAAUUGAUAAAUAAUUCGUGUUAAUCAUAUAAGUUUUGGAGUUUGUAUA